UCGAAUUCAACCAUUUAGUUUUGUAGGAGUCAAGGCAACAUUCACACCAAUUUCUAAAGGGUUAAUUGCAAGGAUGGUCACUGGGUUUACUAAAAUCGUUUAUGUUCGGUCACUUCAAAUAUUUAGUUUCAUUCAUGGUCACUAAGAUUAGUUCAAUAGUUCAAGUUUGGCCACUCUCCGUUAGUCUCCGUUAGUUUUUAUUGAUGUGGCAGUCAACUAUUAUAGUUGACCGUUAAAUGAGUGACGUGGCCAAUAAAAAAAAAAUAUUUACAAUUUCCAUCUCAUUUUACAACUAUUAAAAAGUAAAAAUAAAAAUUACCUUUUUCGCCACCUUUCUUCUCACUUUAGUCCAAACCGAGCAGCAACAUAUUGUUCUAAUGGACUCCAAUGUCAUACCAAAAGCCUUCCAAUCUCCACACCACUGGCACCUAGCCUCUCUGUCGUCGAUUUCGCAGUCACAAUCCCCUGCCUCCAAGCUAAUCUACUCCUACUCCAACGUCCUCGACGGAUUCUGUGCUUCCCUCACCGACUCGGAGCUCGAAUCAAUGAAAGCUUCUCCGGGCUUCCUCCACUCCAUUCACAACUCACCAGUCAAAUACGACACCACGCACUCGACCAAAUUCCUGGGACUCACCGUCGUUUCCUCUCCAGCUUGGGAGUCGUCCAAUUACGGAGAAGGGAUGAUAAUCAGGGUCGUCGACACGGGCACCUGGCCGGAGAGCGAUAGCUACGGUGACCACGGGAUGGGUCCAGCCCCGACGAGGUGAAAGGGCAGUGUCACUUCAACAACAACUCGCUCUGUAACAACAAGCUUGUUGGAGCGCGCGUCUUCAACAAUCCCCUGAUCGCAGCCUUUCUGUGGGGGCGGAGAGCGUGAAACUUACCUUUUUCGCGGUCAGGGGGCGCGAAGAGCGUGAACGCGGGGGAGGAGUUGGAGGAGAGGAGGUUGAAUCGGAGAUUCGUGGUGGCGACGGCGUUGGGGAGGAGGUAAGUUUUAUUUUUUAUUUUUAAUAGUUGUAAAAUGAGGUGGAAAUUGUAAAUAUUUAAAUUUUAUUAUUUUAUUAUUGGCCACGUCACUCAUUUAACGGUCAACUAUGAUAGUUGACUGCCACACAGCAAAAACUAACGGAGACUAACGGAGAGUGACCAAACUUGAACUAUUGAACUAAUAUUAGUAACCAUGAAUGGAAUUAAAUAUUUGCAGUGACCAAACAUGAACUAUUUUUAUUCUCUAGAGGGAGUAUUUGUUUUUCAUUAUACUAUCGAUGGGUGCAGUACAAGUAUACUGUUUUUCAUGUAAUGUUAUGUAAUAUAUAUUAGUAACCAAUUAACCAAACCCAUUAGGUUUUGAAUGUUUUGGUCUCAGUUAAGGCAACCAUUUGACCCUCCUACCUCGAAUUCAACCAUUUAGUUUUGUAGGAGUCAAGGCAACAUUCACACCAAUUUAUAAAUAUCCAACAAAUUAAUAAAGACAUGAAAUUUGAACGUACAAUCGUACCUAGAGGUGGCAAUUGGAUCGGAUUCGUGGAUUAGAUUGCUGGAUCCAUGGAUCAAAUGGAUUGGUGGAUUGAUCCAUGAAUCCAAAUGACAUCCAAGGCUUUGAUCAAAAUGUAAAAUCUGAAAAGUUUUGGUACUAAAAUAUCACAACGAAAAUUUUUAGGUACCGAAAUGUAAUUUUCCAAUGAUAUUUUUGGUAUAAAAAUAUAAAUUUUAGGUACCAAAAUGUAAAAUAUAAAUAUAUAGGUACCAAAUUGUAAUUGGCCAUUUGGAUCAAAUGGAUUGAAUUUGGUGGAUGAAUUUGAUUGGAUUCAUGAAUUUGGAUCCUAAUUGUCACCUCUAAUCGUACCGAUGAUCAUAAAAUUCAUACAAAGAAAAGCCCGUCCAUAGGUAUACACAAAAUAAAAAUAUGAUCUUGGA
Molecule: messenger RNA, 1917 nt
Organism: Linum trigynum
Lineage: Eukaryota; Viridiplantae; Streptophyta; Magnoliopsida; Malpighiales; Linaceae
Source: the annotation of a GenBank genome assembly